Molecule: messenger RNA, 370 nt
Organism: Limulus polyphemus (Atlantic horseshoe crab)
Lineage: Eukaryota; Metazoa; Arthropoda; Merostomata; Xiphosura; Limulidae
Product: cytoplasmic dynein 2 heavy chain 1-like
Exons: 3
Biological process (GO): microtubule-based movement
Cellular component (GO): dynein complex
Molecular function (GO): dynein light intermediate chain binding; dynein intermediate chain binding; minus-end-directed microtubule motor activity
Source: RefSeq, a predicted model, not a curated record
AUAUACUUCUGAUAUUUGCAGGAGAUCAGUGCUCUUCAACCUCACCCUAACUUCAGGUUAUGGCUCACUUCAGAAGCUCAUUCUGAGUUUUCCCAUAUCUUGCUUCAGAUGUGCUUGAAAGUCACAUAUGAAGCACCUCCAGGCAUAAAAAAAAAUCUUCUGAGAACUUAUGAAACUUGGACACCAGAUUUUAUCUCCCGAGGAGGAAACAUUGUUCGCUCUCAAGCUCUUUUUGCUUUGGCCUGGUUUCAUGCAGUUGUUCAAGAGCGUCGGUCAUAUAUUCCACAGGGCUGGACAAAAUUUUAUGAAUUCAACAUUGCUGACCUUCGAGCAAGUACAGAAAUAAUUGAUCAUGUUACCAAUUCAUCAA